Molecule: messenger RNA, 3831 nt
Organism: Panonychus citri (citrus red mite)
Lineage: Eukaryota; Metazoa; Arthropoda; Arachnida; Trombidiformes; Tetranychidae
Product: kinesin-related protein 9-like
Exons: 4
Coding region: 895-2172 (425 amino acids)
Source: RefSeq, a predicted model, not a curated record
CUCUUUUCUCUUUUUUUUUCUCUCUCUUUCAUCUAAUCCCAGCCUUUUUGUUUUCUCUCUUUCUUUUUCUCUUGGUUUUUUUUCUGGUUUUCUGGUAACUAUUACUUUCAACAGUAACUUCAUCAUCAUCAUCAUCAUCAUCAUCAUCACCAUCAUCAUUAUUAUUGCUAACAUUUAGUAGAAAAUUACAACAAUCAAGAAAAAAAAUCUCUCUAUCUUUUUCUUUAUUACUUUUUUUUUCUUACCCAAGGCAAUUAAAUUAAACUUUUGUUUACUUCUACCUCAGUAAACACUGUUAAUCUCAGUUACCCGGAUGUGUCAUUUGUCUUAUGAUCAACUAAGAGAUUGGGAUCGAUCACAAUUGUUUCCAUUUUCUCUGUGCAAUGGUGGCUCCUGAUCACUCUUUUCACUGUUAUUGUUACUCUUUGUUUUAUCCUCUUAACCUUCCUAUUAAUAAUUGUGAUUUACCUGUUGAAUCUUCGUUCUUUAUCAUCACAGAUAUUACCAAUAUUUUAAUCGGAUUACAACCCAUAGUCAACUAAUAACUUAUCAAAAAAUUUGGUCUAAAUCGUUGCUUCCAAUUGCUGCAAACCAAAUUGGAUUACGAUCUGACGAAAUUCAAACAUUAUCUAACAUCAAGCACAAAUUUCAAGAAUUGAAUGCAAAUCAUUUAAAGAUAUAUUUCCUUGUUAUUUUGAACUACUUUCUAAGUAACAACACCAUCUUCAUCUUAAUCAUCAUCCUUGAAACAAACCUCAUCAGUACAAACACACCGAACAGUUGCUUUAAAAAUAAUUAUUUUGUACCAAAAAUAUUCUUACAUUUAAAGCAACAUCAUCGUCAUCCACUAUUACACUUUGAUAAUAUUUAUCUUUUAUCAAGAUUACCGACAAAAUGGAUCGUAAACCUCCUCGUUUUAAUUUCCUUGGUAAAAGAGCCUCUGAUAACAACGAUUCACUGACAACUCCAAUCAUUGAUCCAAAUUCACCUUUAUCCACAACUGGUCCUCAUUUUCCUUCAUUUGACCAUCACCCUGAAAACGGUUUCGGACAAUAUUUACAAGAACUUUCUCAAUCAGUUUCUGAUGUUUGUGAGACUCCCAAACAAGACAAGCCUCAAGCCUUCACACUAUUUCCCUCUCCAACUACCUCUUCAAUACCAACACCAGCAAUAAAAUACAACCAUCGUCAUCAACAAUCUCAACAGUCACAAUUACAGACUCCAACAUCAUCACAGUCUCAAUCUUCAGCUCAUCAACCUCACAACAUUUCUAACAAUAAUCAUCAAUUACCCAAUGGAUCAAAUGUUCAAUCUUUAAAUAAUCUACCGGCACCAGAAGUUUCCAAUAAAACCCCAUCACCAACACCUCCAAGUGACUCUAAAUCUAAUUCAUCAACAUCAUCUUAUCAAUUAUCAACCUCACCAUCCUUACAUAAUUACUCCAAUUAUUUGUCAACUAAACAACAACAUGGAGGAUCAGAAUAUGUCGCAAACAAUUCUAGUCACCUCAGUCCGAUUCCAGUUACAGUCAUCACAACUGGUUUAUCGUUAACGGCAUCAGCAACGACCACGAUUGCCCCGAAUCUUUCACGAAUCAACCAAGUUAAUCAACGAUUACAACAUUCAUCAUCAAUCGCAUCAUCUUCUUCAUUACCAACCGCUGUAACAUCGUUGAACUUAUCAAAUCACAGUGAAAACAAUUCGACCAACACAUUGUCAUUAUCAACUGAAGAUUUGCCAAGCUCAUCUUCACGUUCCAAUCAUAUUAAUACUUCAGCUCGUCGCCGUGCACCUUUUUCCCCGGUAUCAACAAUAUCAACAUCAUCUCAAGCAUCAACGGUUGGUAAAGAAUCCGCUCAAUAUAUUGUCCCCUCAGGAUCAGAGGAUGAGCAAACCUCACGAGCUACACCAGGUCGAAAAAAGAAAAUGGAUCCAACUCGUCGCUCUAAAUUAACCAAGAAAGAAAAAUUGGAUAGAAUAAUUAACGAAGAGAAACGAUUACAAGCUUCCAAUUCAGCGCUCAAACAGCGAAUUAAAGUUAUGCAGCGAGAUUUUAAUAUUCUUCAAAAUUUCAUAACCAAUAUUUUAAUCGAAGCAGCGAAAUAUAAACGAAAUGAAAGUUUACAACCUCGUCAAGAAGGUUCAGAAGAUUUUAGAGAAACAUCUUCAUAAAAUUGACCAUAAACAUGAGCACAAUUUAAUCGCCACCAAUACGAUCCAAAGUUGGAAAUGAUAAUUAUCUCCACAUGAUUAGUACAAUUUUCGCCAUACGUUCAAUUGAAAAGAGAUCCAAUGCCACAAAUUAGGGAGAACCACAUUAAACCUUAAGUGCUGAUAAUUUAGAUGGACGAUUUGAUUGGAAAUCUAACUGAUCAACUGAUCAUCUCGACAAUCACAAUUGCCUUGUUUCGAUUAAUCAGAUAAUCUCUUCCAUCUGAUUUUCUUUUGCCAUAUUCAAAAAUUUAUGCAAAUAUUAAGAUUUUUUUUCCUUGUUUUCUUUUUAUUUUCUAUUGUCCCAUUUAAAAUCAUAGUUAAUUGAACCUAAAUCCCUUUGCAAUAAUUCAACUAAAUUCAUACUAACAAUGUACAUGUAAUUGUGAUGAAUUCUCUUGGUACAAAACUAAUUAUCUUCCCUUAAUUACCUGGAAAAGCAAAAGAAACCUGUUGAUUAUUUUAAGCUAUGUAACUAAACUUAAAUCUUUUUUUCUUUGGUUGUAAAUAAUAAUACAUAUUUUAUUUAUUCACAUUAAUCAAUAACAUUUUAUACAAUCAGAUCUUGAAACUGAUCUUGUUUCCAUCUUAUUAUUACAAGCAAUUGAUUUUAAUUGUUUGAAGAGUUAAAUUUACUUAAAUUGUUAUAAAAUCCGAUACAAUAAUUUAGAGUAAAUUUAUGAGAUCAAACGGACUCUGAGGUGAAUUAGGACAGAAAUUUGGACUCAAUUAGUUAAUAAGCAUCUCGAACAUGAUUAAAUCAGAAUUAAUUUUUUCUCUUCGAGUUGAGAUGAACUCUAUCAAUACCAUGAAAUCCAAGUACGAAACUUGAUUGUAAAGAUUAAUUGACAACCGAAUCUAAAGUUUGAUUUUUUUCCAACGAGCAAAAUUGUUGAGUUGAAUGAGCAAUUUAAAGAUUUCAAUAAACUUUGACAAUUUAAUAACCUCUAUCGAUUUAACUUCUAAAUUGAAACAAACCGAUUGAUGAUUAAUUAAUUGAUUGAUCAAAACGUUAUUACAAUCAAAUGAUGAUGAUUAUCAAAAGAAAAAGAUUACACAACAAUUUGACUUUGAUUUGUUAACAAUAAUCUAUGAAAAAGCAAAAGAGUAAUGACUUCGUACUAAAUAAUUUAGUUGAUCACAAGACUUGAAUUAAUUGUCACAACGAUGACCACAAAAAGCUUUACAAUUGACUGACCAUUGGUCAGAAAACAUUGAAAAAAGGUCAUCAAAAAAAAAGCUAAUCUGGUGACUUGAAUAAUCUGUAAACUGUUUGUCCAUAUUUUCACUUGAUUAGAAUUAAAUUAAAUUUAGUUACUUGAUUCCAAUCACAAUUUUCCUUUUCUUUUUUUUCUUCUCAACAAUUAGCUAAUCAUUGGGAAAGAAAAUCAAAUCCAUUGUUCACUUUCAACGUAACCUUUUUCAAUAAUCAAUAGAUUACGAUUUCCAGUCAAUUGGUUAAUUCAGUUUAACCUCCUUCUUCCGUUUACAAACUAAGUCAAGUAAUCGCUCAUUGAAAGUAUCUUAUAAAGGCGUCAUCAGAAUUAUCUAAAUUACAAGGAAAUUCUAUCUUUCCAGUUGAUUGUCUUUUCUUUUGUGUAUUGUAUAGUUUUGGAGAGA